UCUAGAGAAAACGUGGCCACUGCUAUGGUGCUCUGAAUUAAUAAUUUUUUGACUCGGAACACAUGUUACAAAGACUCAUUGAUGUAAAAUGAGUAUUUCCGUGUUUGCAGAAAAGCGUGAUGAAACAGGGUGUAUCGUAAAGGGUGAAGUUCAGGUUAUGAGUGUGUUAUUAUCUGAAGGUGUGUUUACCUACUGUUAGGGUCCAUAAAAUUUUAACGAGUUUAUUCGCAGAAGCAGGUCUAAGGCCGCUGAUACCACAGAACACAUUGACAGAUGAAAGAUCCAGCUAAUUUUAUGUUCAAGAGUUUUCUAUCGACCACUGACGCAGAACGAGCACAUUUACCCACUAAAACAAUAACGAACUCAAAGAGAUCCGAAUCGGGAGACCCAGUACAAGAGAACCGGAAUCUGUUAACAUCCGUCUUCACAAUGGCUGAUGGAGCCGACGAGGGACGAGACUCAGUGGCGUCAACAUCAGAAAAACACCCGGGUCCGAGCUCAGUAAUCACCGAGCUCCUGGCAACCUGGAGCGAUUUCAAGCUUCUGCAGUUGAUUGACUUCUACCGGGACAGGCUGGAGCAGGCGAUGGAAGGAGUGGUGCACGGAAUGAGCCUGGCGUUAACGUUCGAGAAUCAGUUAACUGAAGAGGAACAUCGGAAAUUCUCUGAUCUCGCUGAUAAGGGAGAGUUAGCGGAUGGUUCUAAACUCCUCCUGAGCCUGGUGAUUGAGAGAGGCUCCCGCGCCCGGAGGGUGAUGUGGGAAUCGUUUGUGAAAAUGCGGAAUGGCGUCCCAAAGUUGGACAAAAUACUUAAAGAAAUACAGGAAUAUGGUUGUGCACCGUACGAGCGAUCAGAUCCCGCUCAAGGUUUACGGGAGAUCCCCAGUGAGCUAAAAGAUGUUCAACAGAAACACAAGGAGACUCUGCGGUUACAAACUGAAACACUGAGAGUGAACACGAUCCUGAUGACGGAGAAGGUGAAUGUUUUCCAGCUGGUUGAUCGAUACGCUGAGCUCACGGUCAUUUCUACUAUUCGUGAUCGGAGACUGGUGGAACACGAGCUGCUGGCGAGAGGCAGAGACCACGAGGAGUGGAGAAAACAACAUCUCCGCAGAGAACUGGAAAAACUCCGGACUGAUCAGUUGUUCCAGAGCAGCUUUUCCCAAAGUAAAUGCAAAUCUGGGAGUUCGGCAGCAUUGGCUGGAGUCCCGGGGAUCGGGAAAACAACAAUGGUGCAAAAGAUUGUUUAUGACUGGGCCACGGGGAAAAUAUACCAACAAUUCCAGUUUGUCUUCAGUUUCAAAUUCAGGGAUUUAAACUCCAUUAACUGCAGAAUAAACCUGAGGGAACUGAUUUUGGAUCAGUAUCCUUACUUUGGGAAUUUCCUGAGAGAGGUUUGGAAAAACCCAAAGGGAUUGCUGUUUAUAUUCGAUGGCUUGGAUGAAUUCAAACAUAAAAUCGAUUUUGCUGACAGUCGGAGAGAUACAGAACCUCAGCACAAGUGCCCAGAUCCCGAGUGGUGGUGUGAAGUGUCGGAUAUUGUGUACAGUUUAAUCCAGCACAAGCUGCUGCCAGGGUGUUCAGUGCUGGUGACCACCCGCCCCACUGCGUUACAUUUAUUAGAAAAGGCAGAAAUCAAUGUCUGGGCUGAAAUCCUGGGAUUUGUCGAUGAAGAACGGAAGGGAUAUUUCAUCAGGCAUUUUGAAGAUAAGACGGUAGCAGAAGCUGUUUUCAAACACGUGGAGGAGAACAAGAUCCUGUACACCAUGAGCUACAACCCCUCCUACUGCUGGAUCCUCGCUCUGGCACUGGGACCCUUCUUCGCAAAAAGAGACAGGGACCCACAGCGAAUUCCCAAGACCAUAACCCAACUCUAUUCCUACUAUAUUUACAACAUCCUGAAAAACCACGGCCGUGAGAUCGAGAACCCCCAUGAUGUGUUACUCAGGGUUGGUCAGAUGGCCUUCAGAGGUGUGUUUGACAAGAAGAUUGUAUUUACAAAUGGAGAUUUAAUCAACUACAAUCUGAAGCCUUCCCAGUUCUUGUCUGGGUUCUUGAUGGAGCUUUUGGAGAGAGAGGAUGCUCCCCGAUGUGUGGUGUACACAUUCCCACACCUCACCAUCCAGGAGUUUGUAGCGGCAGUCGCACAGUUCCUGAAUCCGCAUCCCGGGGAUAUCCUGAAAUUCCUCACUGAAGCCCACAACACUACAGAUGGCCGAUUUGAGGUGUUUCUCCGUUUUGUUGCUGGCCUCUCCUCUCCCAUGACAGCUCGGGGCCUGGAGGAGUUUCUGGGACCAUUUCCCCGUCAAACAACCUGCCGGGUGAUUGACUGGGUGAGGGAGGAGGUUAAACGUCAGAGUGGAAACACGAGGAGUGAAGCUGGUAAAAGGAGCCUCCUGAACACACUGCACUACCUGUUUGAGUCUCAGAAUCGUGGGCUGGCUCAGGCCGCACUGGAAUCUGUGGAAACACUUUCAUUCAGUAGAAUGACACUGACCCCGAUUGACUGCGCGGUCCUGUCUCAUGUCAUCGGACUCUGUGAUACGAUAAAACAUAUCGACCUAAUUGGCUGCCACAUUCAGUGUGAAGGAAUCCAGCGGCUGGUACCUGGGCUGCACAAAUGCCAGGAGUUGGGGCUGAGCAAUGUCGGUCUCACAGAUUCUGGUGCCGAGCAUCUUGCCUCCGCUCUCAGUACAAACCCUUCACUGACGGAGCUGAACCUGAAUGAAAAUGAACUAGGAGAUUCAGGGGUGAAACUGGUGUCUGAGGCUCUGACAAACUCGGAGUGUAAAAUGCAGAAACUGUGGUUGUACAAGGUCGGUCUCACUGAUGCUGGUGUCGAUGAUCUCGUCUCCGCUCUCAGUGCAACCCAUUCACUGGCAGAGCUGGAUCUAGGAUCAAACUCGCUCACAGAUCAAUCUGUCCCCGCUCUUCGCCGCCUCAUACUGGCCCUCCUGAGUCUGGAGCGGAUCUGGCUGUGGAACAAUCGGAUCAGUUGGACCGGGGAAGAGGAACUGAAGUCUCUGCAGGAGCUCAGAUCCGGACUGAGUCUGAUACUGUGAACAUCUGAAUGUGUGCACAUCCCCACCCACAGUUUGACAGACUCUCCGCCCACCCCCUCCCCCGCGCCUUUAAUGGCCGCGUGACAGAUUUAAUUCCCAAAGUUUCUAACGGAUCCCGUCUCCAGCAGCGCGCUCUGUGACGUCAGAGUCAGUUCCAGAGGACGUAAUUCCACCUCCGGAUCAGCGGAACUGCGUCCGAUGUAUGUUCAGUUCGGAGAGCUCCCCCAAGCGAUGCCCUGGGUAAUUACACAGACAGUAAGAGCCCGGAGGCAGUGCUCAUGGGACACCAGUCCCGGGAUGGGGUAAUCCGGGGAGUGAAUCCUUUUGCUCACUUUGCUGAGGACGGUACAUUCCGCAGUGUGGCCGAAAUAAUAAUGUUAAAUUGACAAAUACCCGCAACCUCAAAUUGAAAAACAAACUGUAGCCACAUGUCCUGCAGAAUUAUCCCCAUCUGAUCUUAAAUUCAUGGCCCGUUCUACUUGAAAUUUCAACCCUGAAGAAAAGAUACUGUCUGUCUUGUAUAUCUGUGCCGCUCAUAAACUCAGAAACAUCAGUCAGAUCUACUCUCAGCCUCCUCCGCUCUAGAAAAAAACAGUCGCAGUUUGUCUAAACUCCCGUCAUCGCGCAUGCCCUCUAAUCCAGGUAGCAUCCUGGUUAAUGUUUUCAGUAUCCUCUACAAAGACUCGACAUCCUUCCUCUAGUGGGGCCACCAGAGUAAAUGCAUUACUCCGGGUGCGACCACACUUUGUUAAGCUCUCCACCUUUCUUGUAAUACCAUGAGCACUUACCUUAUUAAGCAGCCUUAUGUGCCGCACCUUAUCAAAUGUCUUCUGCAAAUCCAAAUAAACAAUAACCACUAACUCUC
This is a messenger RNA of Mobula hypostoma (lesser devil ray), 3925 nucleotides long. Its product is annotated as NACHT, LRR and PYD domains-containing protein 3-like. The record is from RefSeq and is a predicted model, not a curated record. The transcript has 10 exons. NCBI's taxonomy places the organism in Eukaryota, Metazoa, Chordata, Chondrichthyes, Myliobatiformes, Myliobatidae. Gene Ontology annotation, cellular component: cytoplasm. Gene Ontology annotation, molecular function: protein binding. Bases 274 to 3060 code for a protein of 928 amino acids.